Gymnodraco acuticeps is the source of this 2113-nucleotide messenger RNA. RefSeq names its product anosmin 1a (gene anos1a). NCBI's taxonomy places the organism in Eukaryota, Metazoa, Chordata, Actinopteri, Perciformes, Bathydraconidae. Gene Ontology annotation, cellular component: extracellular region; cell surface. The coding region runs from base 1 to 1944 and encodes 647 amino acids. Gene Ontology annotation, molecular function: peptidase inhibitor activity; protein binding. Gene Ontology annotation, biological process: neuron differentiation. The record is from RefSeq and is a predicted model, not a curated record. The transcript has 14 exons.
AUGCUGGCCCCGAGCAGCCUUACCGCCAGUCUGUCCCUGUGGAUUAUUUUGCUCUGCAGCUCCGCAGUGGUCUGCAGGAAGUCGCGAGGGGGUCCUGAUGACGAGGACCUCUGGUCGGAGAGCGUUUCCAGGGCGACGUGCUCCUCGCGCUGUCUCAGUCUGCACACACCGCUGCAGAAUAAUGGUUCCUUGGGCUGGUGUCAUAAUCAUAAACAGUGCUCUAAGUGUCUGGAGCCCUGCAAAGAUUCCUGGGAGAUGAAGAGGCAAAGCGACUGCAGAGAAAUGUGUGAGCGAGUAUUUCCCAAGAAGCACUGGGAGUGUGUGACCAGCUGUGAGUUCCUUCAGUCUGUGUUGGCCGUGAAGCAGGGCACGUGCCCCCCUCCAGAGAGAGCCAGCGGCUUCGCAGCGGCCUGCGUGGAGAGUUGUGAUAACGACAGAGAAUGCUCAACUCAGAAGAAAUGCUGCUCCAACGCCUGCGGACAUACCUGCCAGUCCCCAAAAGACCUCUAUAAGGGCGUUCCUCUGAAGCCGAGGAAGGAGCUGGGCUUUGAGGAGCUCCCCUCCGGUCAGCUGGAGGUCCGUUGGUCCUCCCGCUUCAACAUCUCUGCUGAGCCGGUGGUCUACAUCCUGCAGAGGAGGUGGAACUUUGGCAUCCAGCCCAGCGAGGACACUGCCACUGCCUGGCAGGUGGUUGCACAGACCACAGAGCAGGGCGCCAGGCUCUCUGACACCCGGCCGGGUCGCUGGUAUCAGUUCAGAGUGGCAGCCGUGAACAGCCAUGGGACCAGAGGUUUCACCACGCCCAGCAGACACAUCCACUCCAGCAGAGACCCCUCCAGCCCCCCGGCUCCCUCUGAACUCAGAGUCUCCAGUAUGAUCUUCGGCAGUGGCAGGGCCGUUUUGACCCAGCUCCAGUGGAGCAUGCCCGCUGACCUGGAUGUUCCCGUCCACAGCUACAAGGUCAGCUGGAGCUGGACCGCUGCGGGACAGCCCCCCUCCUUAUUCCUGACCAAGAGGAGGAAGACAGUCAAAGAGGCCCAGGUGGCGCUGGACAGCCUGCGGGCUAACAGGAGCUACAGUGUGGAGGUCCAGGCUGUUUCCUACUGGGGACAAAAUCAGCUCAAAGGCCCCCGAGCCGUUCUCCACUUCAGCACGCGGCGCUGUACAUCCAGACUCCCUGGAGGUGGCAGUCUGGAUGUGGGGAUGCCAUUCUACCAGGAAGGACUGCUCCGGGUUCAUGUGUGCUGGCAGAGCAGCACGGAUCCCUCUAUUGAAUCCUACAGAGUCCAGUGGGAACCAGAGUACUGUGGACAGAACCAGACAGGACCUGGAGAGAAGACCAGCACACAGGAGAGCUUUGUCAGCCUGCAGGGUCUUCUCUUCUCCUGUAAGUAUAAAGUCGUCCUGCAGCCAGUCAGCCAGAAGAGCCAGAGUCUGUCAGAGAGCACCAGCUUCUUCACCCCCUCCUGUGCCUCCAUCCAGGCCAAGAGUCCCAAACCCAUCAGCUGUCCCGGAGAUACAGCAGCGUCCCCUCACAGAGUCCUCCUGAAGGCAGCCAACCUCACCGCCUCCUUCGAGGUGCGGGCGGGAAACGUGACGGCCGUCUUCAGCUGGGAGGUGUCGGCAGCUGAGCCCCACCAGCAGCUCACUGGGUACCAGGUCACAUGGGCGGAGGUCAUCCCCCCCACCGGACACAACUACAACCAGCUGCCUCACAGCCUCAUCUCUCAGUCUCAGAUCCUGCCUCCGGACGGUAAUGUUCUGGUGGUGUCGGGUCUGCAUCCGGCCAGUUUGUACCGGCUGGAGGUCCAGACCAUCACAGCAGAGGGUGAAGGGCUCGCAACCAGCAGAACCUUCCAGACCCCCGGACUGCAAAGCACACGGAGGCACAGACCCAGGCUGAGGAAACAUCACCAGCAACCGCCAAUCAUUGAGAGGCACUGACAGCUGACAGCCAAUCAGCCGGCAAGAACCGAGUACCUGAAACUCAGGAGAAUCCACAGAACACUGAUACGCACGACAAAUGCAGCUUCAGGAGCGAAAUGAAUUCUGCAUCAUAAAUCUCUCCCUGCAGUGUUUCUUUAUUUGAAUUAAAACUAAACUACUGGUAAAC